Molecule: messenger RNA, 3488 nt
Organism: Orycteropus afer afer
Lineage: Eukaryota; Metazoa; Chordata; Mammalia; Tubulidentata; Orycteropodidae
Source: RefSeq, a predicted model, not a curated record
AUGGUACUGAAGGGAGUAAUGAAAGAAACAGGCAAUUUAGAAGUUUGUUACAGCAAUUCAAGCAAGAGACAAGAGACGCUGGUGGCUUGGACAAUAAUUUUGGCAGGGGAGAGGCCGCGGAAUCGCGGCCAGUUCUGGGAAGUGGGCGGUGGCAGCGGCGACCGGCUGGAGCGCGCGGCCGCGGAGUCGGAGCGCUGGGAGCUGCUGCUCCGCCGCGGCGAGCUGCUGGCGCUGGGCGGCCACUUGAAGGGAGCGCUGGAGGCGUAUUCGGCGGCGCUGCGCCGUGGGGCCCCGGUGAGGCCCGAGCGGCUCGGCACCUUGGUCGACUGCCUGGUGCUCAACUACCGGCUUCGCCACGGGCUGGGCUGGAGCGCGGCCCCAGCUGCGGGCACGGACGCCGGCACCGGUGGGCUCCUGAGCUGCCUGGGCUGCCAGGGCUUUCUGAGCGAGCCGGUGACCGUGCCCUGUGGCCACAGCUACUGCCGCCGCUGCCUGCGGGGAGAGCUCCGCGCUCACUGCCGCCUCUGCCGGGACCGCCUGCCGUCCGCCGCUGCCACCACUGAUGCUGAGGGGACCACGUCGCGGCCACCGCCCCUGGCCGCCGCCAUCACCGCCUCAGGCUUCAGGACCAGUGUCGUUCUUAAUCACCUGGCUGAGAAGUGGUUCCCGGGCCUGCGGGAGAGGGCCCGGGCUGCCGGCCGGCUCGGGGAGCUGCUGCACCAGGGACGCUACCGGGAGGCCCUGGCUGCCGCUUGCGAGGCGCUGCGAGCAGGUGACCGCGUCUACUUCAGGAAAGGGAAAAUACUCCGUGAUGCUGGUUUUUUAGGUGAUGCCUUACAACUGUUUCUUCAGUGCUUAGCCCUUGAUGAAGAUUUUGCACCUGCAAAGCUAGAAGUAGAAAAGAUUUUGUGUGAUUUAUUAUCCCCUGAAAACUUAAAAGAAGGCUUGAAGGAAUCUUCCUGGAGUUCAUUACCAUCUACUAAAAACAAAGCUUUUGAUUUUCCUUCAGUAAUGGAAGAAUCUCAUUCUCCUUGUGAGGUUAGCCCAGAGCAGAAUGAAGCAGUUCCAGAGGUCAUUUCAGAACCUGUCAAAGGAAGCUUAAACCGUGCUCAGUCAGCACAGGCUAUAAAUUCAACAGAAAUGCCUGCCAGAGAGGAUUGUUUAAAAAGAGUUUCCUCAGAACCUUUACUCUCAGUUCAGGAAAAAGGUUCUCUGCUGAAAAGAAAGCUGUCUCUUUUAGAACAGGAUGUGAUUGUAAAUGAAGAUGGAAGAAAUAAGCUUAAAAAACAAGGAGAAUCUCCCAGUGAAGUCUGUACAUUAUCCUUAGUGUGUCAUGACAUCCCAGAAGAAUUGAUAGAUGUCUCAGAUUUUGAAUGUUCUCUCUGUAUGAGGUUGUUUUUUGAGCCAGUAACAACCCCUUGUGGACAUUCAUUCUGUAAGAAUUGUCUUGAGCGCUGUUUAGAUCAUACACCAUAUUGUCCACUUUGCAAAGAGAGCUUAAAAGAGUAUCUAGCAGAUAGGAGGUACUGUGUCACACAGCUGUUGGAAGAAUUAAUAGUGAAGUAUCUGCCUGAUGAGCUGUCUGAGAGAAAAAAAAUAUAUGAUGAAGAAACUGCUGAACUCUCACACUUGACCAAGAAUGUUCCAAUAUUUGUUUGCACUAUGGCCUAUCCCACUGUGCCUUGCCCUCUUCAUGUAUUUGAGCCAAGAUACAGACUGAUGAUUCGAAGAAGUAUACAGACUGGAACGAAACAGUUUGGGAUGUGUGUCAGUGACACACAAAAUAGUUUUGCAGAUUAUGGCUGUAUGUUACAAAUUAGAAAUGUGCAUUUCUUACCCGAUGGAAGAUCUGUGGUUGAUACGGUUGGAGGAAAGCGGUUUAGAGUUCUAAAAAGAGGAAUGAAGGAUGGAUAUUGCACUGCAGAUAUUGAAUAUCUGGAAGACGUUAAGGUUGAGAAUGAAGAUGAGACCAGGAAUCUCAGAGAGCUUCACAAUUUGGUAUACUUUCAAGCCUGUAGCUGGUUCCAAAAUUUAAGAGAUAGAUUUCGAAGUCAGAUUCUUCAGCACUUUGGAUCAAUGCCUGAGAGGGAGGAAGACCUUCAGGCAACCCCUAAUGGACCUGCAUGGUGUUGGUGGCUUCUCGCAGUUCUUCCUGUAGAUCCCCGAUAUCAGCUGUCGGUUUUGUCAAUGAAGUCUUUGAAAGAACGGUUGACAAAGAUACAGCAUAUACUGACCUAUUUUUCUAGAGACCAGUCUAAGUAACUAAUUGCUUGGAUCUUCCUUUAAACAGUUAUUCUAAUCUGGCUAUGUUGACAGCCAGAUUGUUCGCUGCCUUUGCACAUCCAGUGCUGGUUUAAGAAAUGUAAUGAAACUGUUGUUUUCAUUUUGUUUUGUUUUUUCUUCAACCUCCUGAUUCAUGUGGUUCUUCAAAUGAAUACCUUCAACUAGGAUCUAGACCACUGAGAACUUGCACAGAAAAACACGCACUGAAUGUGUGUUAAACCUCUACAUUGUGAUGAAGUUGCACUAUGUACCAUAUUCUAAAAUGAAAUGAGAACUCUGUGUGUAUGGGUUGUCUGUGUGUGUGCGUGCGUGUAUGUGUGCGUGUGCACGUGCGUGCGUGCGUGUGCGUGUGCAUGGGUAGUAUGUGUGCAUUUUCUCUGGCUUUAAAAUUUUAAAAGAAAAAAAAGCCAUAGAGAGCAGAACUUACAGAGGGUCAUUUGUUGCCCAAGUUUACAACAGUAGCGAUACAGUUUUUUGCAAAUUGAAUUUGCCUCAGAUAUAUCUGUCCUAAUGCUUAUAUUUGCACAAGUAUGUAACAUAUGGUAUUGAGUAUCACUAUUUGUUGGAAAUACUGCUCUUGCUGACCUGUCUUGACCAUUGACUAUGACACAGUUUCUUAUUUAUGUAAAUACUUGCAUCACAGUGCCUGAUAGGCAUUGGAUGUAGAACCUAGAGCCAGUUUUCAGGAACAAUUACAAACCUGACAUGGUACUGUGCAUCUAUUCAUAAAACACUUAAAACUGUGAAAAUAUGGUUUACAUUUAAUUGUACAUAAAGACAAAUGGAGAACUCAAUUCAGUAUCAGUUAGUUUGUACAUUUUAGGGGCUUUCCCAUGAACUGCCCAUCUAUGUAAUUUAUAGUUUGACAUGAUGUGUUUGUUUUAAAGAAAAAAGUACAUAGUAUAAACCCAUUGAGGAACUAGGGGAAGAAGAGAAGCUUAAUGUAGACCUAAGCUUUUAAAGUUUGUUUUAAUUUUAAAUUCUAGUCUUGGUGCAAAUGUUAGUUAUGCCUUAUUCACAUCACAAUUAGAUCACCAUGCUGUGGCAUGGUUUAUAUUCAUGCUGCCCUAGAUACUUUUGUAAUUAUUUGUUGCAAACUUGUGACUGUCUCUAUUAGCUUUCUUUUAUGUAAGUCAUUUGUAAAAGUUUCUUACAAAUUUUGCUUUUGCUUAUUUAAUUUUGAAUAAAAGCUAAAUUCAUAAUAA